AGUUAACUUCUUUAGAUUCCCGAAUAUACUCAGGUACAUUCCCAAAUGUAUACCUCGGGUCAUCACAUGCCUCAGCUAAGUCGCUUUCAAUCGUCACCAAUGACGGAGUUACUAGCUACCCUAGCUAUCCCGGCUAUUCCAUCUCUUAUUCUUCUCCGCCUCAAUCCUUCCUCAAAGACAUGUUUAUAAUACUUAACUAUAUAAUAACAAAUAUCCAAACUAUUUCGUUAACCUAUCGAUCUUAUACAGCCUAGAAGAGACCAAUCCCGUAAUAAACCAUCACCUUUCAUUGCCAAUGGCAACCAAAGUAAACAGCUUACAGACGGACCCCAUUUGAUGUCAUGACACGAUGGCGGUACAAUCCACACUUCGUCACUCGGCGUCCGAAGACAUCCUCGUAGCUUUUAUCGACAAAUACACGAACCUGAUCCGUAAUCGCAUACGAAAGACCUCCCGCCGUACCAAGCUCCUCGCGACCCUCACCCUCGCCGCAUCUAUAAUUCUCAGCGCAGAAGGUGGUCGGAGAUGGUGGAAACGUAGGAGACAAGAGAAAGAGCAAGGUCGUAAGCUUGUGCGCACUAAUUCGUGGGUGUUUAAUAAGGAUGGGUCGAGGACUGUGUACGUCCCGUAUAAGGACGGGACGUCCAAGGUCGUCAUACAUAGGACGAAACCGCUGACCUUCGAGGCGCAUCGUCGGCUAUUCUUGAACCCUCCGAAGGUAUCGGGGCUCGGCGAUGGCACCGUUCCUUCGGCGCAGACGAAACCGGGGCUGAAUCUCGCCUUCUUACAUCAGUUUCUAAGCUUGAUGAGUAUCAUGAUACCGCGAUGGACGAGCAAAGAGGCGGGGUUGUUAGUAAGCCACGGCGUAUUUCUAAUGCUGCGCACCUAUCUAUCGCUAGUAGUUGCGCGGUUAGAUGGUGAGAUUGUUCGAGAUCUAGUUGCAGGCAAUGGACGGUUAUUCCUCUGGGGUAUACUAAAGUGGUGUGGACUUGGAGGUUUUGCUUCUUACACCAACUCCAUGAUCAAAUUCCUAGAAUCGAAAGUGUCUAUUGCGUUCCGAACCCGAUUAACGAGAUAUAUCCAUGAUCUAUACCUAAACGAUAAUCUAAACUACUACAAGCUAUCCAAUUUAGAUGGUGGGGUUGGACAAGGAGCCGACCAAUUUAUAACCCAGGACUUGACAUUAUUCUGUGCUUCCGCCGCGAACCUGUAUUCUUCACUAGGAAAACCAUUCGUCGACCUUUGCGUAUUCAACUACCAAUUAUACCGAUCGUUAGGACCGCUUGCGUUAACUGGUCUUAUGAGCAAUUACUUCUUAACAGCGAGUAUUCUGCGGAGAAUGUCACCACCUUUCGGAAAGUUAAAGGCAGUUGAGGGACGUAAAGAGGGAGAUUUCAGAAGUCUACACGCCCGGUUAAUCGCGAACGCCGAAGAAGUUGCUUUUUAUGGCGGCGCCGAAAUGGAAAAGACAUUUUUGAACAAAGAAUUCAAGUCCCUUAAGAGCUGGAUGGAAGGCAUAUACCUACUAAAGAUCCGCUAUAACAUCAUGGAAGACUUCAUCUUAAAAUACAGCUGGAGUGCUUACGGCUACCUCCUUUCCUCCUUGCCAGUCUUCCUCCCGGCUUGGGGUGGCUUAGGAGGAGCAAUGGAAAUGGUCGAGAGCGCUGAGAAAAGCGGCCGGGAACGAAAUCGGAUGAAGGACUUCAUCACGAAUAAACGCCUCAUGCUUUCGCUUGCGGAUGCAGGUGGCCGAAUGAUGUACUCCAUCAAGGACCUGUCCGAACUCGCUGGUUACACUAGUCGCGUUUAUACCUUGAUCUCGACGCUACACCGCGUCCAUGCCAACGCAUACUUCACUCGUCCGAGCGGUAGCGAGUUAUACUCGCUUUCAGAUGUUCAAGGUACUAUCCAGAAAGGCUUUGAUGGUGUGCGAUUCGAACAUGUGCCUAUUGUUGCUCCUGGACUGUGGCCACAGGGUGGAGAGGAGCUACUUGAUUCGCUAUCUAUGAUUGUCCGACGAGGAGAGCACUUGUUGAUAUCUGGCCCCAAUGGUGUGGGUAAGAGUGCCAUUUCAAGAGUACUUGCUGGACUCUGGCCAGUUUACCGUGGCUUGGUUAGUAGACCUAAGUCUAUCGGCGAGGAUGGCAUCAUGUUCUUACCCCAAAGACCGUACCUGAGUGUCGGUACUUUACGUGACCAGGUCAUCUACCCGGAUGGCGAAUUGGAUAUGCGUCUUAAGCGCAAGAGCGAAGACGAAUUGAAGCGAGUUUUAGACGCUGCUAAACUUGGCUAUCUACCCGAUCGUGAAGGAGGCUGGGAUACUAGAAAGGAAUGGAAAGAUGUGUUGAGUGGUGGUGAGAAGCAAAGAGUUGGUAUCGCCCGCUUGCUGUAUCAUGAGCCUCAAUACGCCGUCAUCGAUGAAGGUACUAGUGCCGUCUCGAGCGACGUAGAGGGUCUCUUGUACGAGACAUGCAAGGAAAGGGGUAUCACUCUAAUCACCAUUUCAACGCGCGCUUCUCUGAAGAAGUACCAUACCUUCAACCUUAGCCUUGGAGGUGGCGAUAAUGGAGAUGCAUGGGAAUUCGAGCGCAUCGGAACCGAGAGGGAGAAGAUGCAAGUCGAACGCGAAUUACAGGAGCUUCAUGAGCGUCUAUUACAAGUCGAACAGUGGAAGCAACGCCGCGAGGAAAUAGAAAAGGAGCUCGCGCAGGUUUGGGUUGAAGGUGACGCUUCAUCGUUAGAUCCACCUCCUUACGUUGAUGCUGUUGAGACUCUUGAAGCCGAGUCUGAGAAGGGCGAAGCUCAAUAGACUAAUAAACGAAACUCAUGGAAUAUGUACCUAGGUAGAGUUGCUGUACCAUUGCCGUGUACGAGUAACUUGUAGCAUGAGGCAAUUUAUGAUAUUAAACGUGACCAUCGUCAAUAAGAGUCAGACGCAGCAAGUGAGACAUCUAGCACAUACCUACAAAGAUGGUCUUUCUAUCAGACAGAUCAAUGCCAACACAUCGCGAACUAUUUAGAUAAAUC
Molecule: messenger RNA, 3027 nt
Organism: Hypoxylon trugodes
Lineage: Eukaryota; Fungi; Ascomycota; Sordariomycetes; Xylariales; Hypoxylaceae
Product: ABC transporter transmembrane region 2-domain-containing protein
Exons: 3
Coding region: 350-2809 (819 amino acids)
Biological process (GO): peroxisome organization; very long-chain fatty acid catabolic process; long-chain fatty acid import into peroxisome
Cellular component (GO): peroxisomal membrane
Molecular function (GO): ABC-type transporter activity; long-chain fatty acid transmembrane transporter activity; ATP hydrolysis activity
Source: RefSeq, a predicted model, not a curated record